GAGCCGUCAAGAUGCAGUUCAAGCUUCUCUCCAUCUUCGCCGCCGCUCUGACGGUCCAGGCCAUGUCCUCCACUCAGCAAGGCCAGGCCAUGCAGCAGAGCGAGCAGAGCCAGCAGGUCCACCAGCUGGAACAGCUUACCCACGACAUCGUGGCUCAGCAUGUGGCAGAGUUCCGCGAGCUUGAUAUCGGCGGCGCUGGACUCAACGCUACUGCCGUCACAUCAACGCUGAACAGCGUCAGCGACGCGAUCGCCAUCACCGGAAACAUCGUCAGCAAUAUCUCUUCCACCACUAUUGCUCAGCAGUUUCCUGCCCUCGUCAACGGCCUGAGCGCCCUGGCUGGUAACGUGGUUACCAACAGUGGCAACAUCGUCACCACCCCAGUCACCUCGACCUUUAACCAGACAGACCAGCAGAGCGUUUACACCGCUUUCGCCAACCUCGCUCAAGUCAACGACCAGUUCGUCAGGAGUUUGAUCGGUCCGACCGGUGUUGUUUCCAGCUCCCUCCUCCGCGGCCCCAUCGCCGUCGUCCUCAACCUGAUUGAGAGGAGCAUCGUCAACCUGGCCGGUGCCACGAUAGCCCGUAUACCCGCUUACGCCCAGCAGGCCCAGGGCCAGCUGAACACCAUCCACGCCGAUCUGGCUCUAACCGCCAAGGUCUCAGCCUAA
This is a messenger RNA of Trichoderma citrinoviride, 671 nucleotides long. RefSeq lists its product as hypothetical. Lineage: Eukaryota; Fungi; Ascomycota; Sordariomycetes; Hypocreales; Hypocreaceae. The record is from RefSeq and is a predicted model, not a curated record. The transcript is spliced from 3 exons. The coding region runs from base 12 to 671 and encodes 219 amino acids.